UCCCAGAGUGCUGAGCAACCCUCGUCACUGUAAGGCAGCAAGAGCAAGAGAGAGGAGGAAGAAAAGGAUGAGUGAGGACAGCAUGAACUUUUAGAAAAGAUAGAAAUCAAAAGGACUGACAACUGUUAAAAAGCUCUUCUCUCCUUGGAGCUGUUUUUUUUCCUUUAUUCCAUGAGUGCUACAAGUGUGCUCAGGUCUUUCAGUCCGUCAGCAAUGCCUGGCCCAGUCAUGCCGAUGGACGUGGCUAUGAGAUUCUACAUCAGCCACUCUCCGCCUCCUCUCCGGGGUUUCCUCAGCUCCUACGACGAGCUGCAGAGGACCCAGAAGAACCAGGCCAGCCAGUCGACCAGGCGCAGCCACAACCAGCAGCUCUACAAACCCCUGCGGCCCUGCCUCAGCAACCAGCAGAGAGCAGUGGACGAUGGCGACUGCACGGACUGGAACAACAGCAAGGCCAGCAAAAAGAAGGUGGUGUUCGCCGACACGAGGGGCAUGUCGCUCACCGCCAUCCACGUCUUCUCCAAGUUCGACGAUGAGCCGUAUCAAAACAAGCGUUGCAGUGGAAUCAGCGAGGAACUGCAGUUUGACAUGUCAGACCUGGAAACGGCCACGAUGGACCUGAAGAUCAGCUCGGUGCGCAACCUGGCGCUGGACUUUAAACAGCCUUCGGCCGACUACCUGGACUUCCGGAACCGCCUGAUUCAGAACUCUGUCUGCUUGGAGAACUGCUCGCUGCAGGAGCGCUCCCUAACCGGCACCAUCAAGGUCCGGAACAUGGGGUUUGAGAAGUCGGUGCAGUUGCGUGCCACCUUCGACUCGUGGGCAAGCUUCAGCGACUUCGAGUGCACCUUCAUGAACAACGUCUACAGCUGCCAGGAUACCGACACCUUUGCGUUCGUCGUGGAUCUACCCGCCUACAUCCCCCCACAGAACAGUGUCGAGUUCUGCAUCUGCUUCAAAGCCCAGGGCCAGACCUUCUGGGACAAUAACGACGGCAAGAACUACGUUCUCAAGCACAUCGGCUGGAACGGAGAGGACCUGAACAUUCGGAUGUCCCCGACUUCCGUUGAGCAGAAAAAGCCUUCAGAGCACAAAAACGGGGGCGUGAAGGUGCUGGAGAUGGAGUUUGAUCAGUUCGGCAGCCCACGCAUGUCCAGCGGACUCUUUCCUGGCUGGCAGAGCUGGGGUCAGAUUGAUAACGCCGUGCCUUAUUGGUGAACACAUCAGGAUGUUUGCUGAAAAUGACAUUGGACUAAGAUAACAGACACUGACAGGGCAUUCAGUGCAAAUCCAGCUGCGGGUUUGAACUUAGACUGGCUCUCAGCCACAAAAUGAAAUUAAGCAAACAACCUUUGCUUUUUUGUAUUAGCAGAGAAAGUGUACAAACCUAGACCUAAUGGUCUGGGGUUGGAGGAUGAGGGAUAAAUGGGAAAAAUCUAUCUUGUUUCACAUAUUCCUCUCAUGUAAAAUAUUAAUGUGCCUUCUCUGAGUGCCUGCCCACUAAAAUACAGACAAGUUGUACAGCACACAACAAAUGCUGAGCCCCUUUUAAGGGCCUGACGUAUUGGUUAAAUAUGCACUGAUUGAGAUGUCUCUCUCAAUGUGAUGUCUGUAAACAUAAAAACGAAGUGGAAAGUGGAGCUGAUUAAGUCCUUCAUAUUGAAGGGAACGUACUGGGGAGUGCAUGGCGACAAAAUGCUUCUCUACUAAAGGAAACACAGCUGAUUAAUUUCUGAAAUGCAAAAUGCACACUAAACCUUUGCACCUUCAAAUGAGAAAGUAAUUUAACAUUGUUAAAAGUGGCCUUUAAGUCAUGCAGCCCAUUCUUUCUUUCCCUCUGUGAAAAUUGCACGUCUGAUGAAAGAUGUUUGAAUGAUGUAAUAUUAAGGUGACUUUGUUGAGGAAUUUAGCUGCUGACAACAGACGUGUCUCAAGAGAGACUGCACGUGAUUGGUUGUCUCGAACAAGGAAGACGUUUGGUAAUUCCGGUGGCUACCGUAUGUCGAGAAAGGUGUUUUUAUUGUGUGAUGAGUGUACAGUAUGUGUGGCUGGAAGGGAGAUUUUUCUUUGUUGAAGAAAAUCAAUUUUUUUUCUCACUGUGAAAGAGAAGCUUGUGCUCCAGCAUUGCAUUUCACAUGAAGAUGUGGGCCAUGUAUUUCCCUUUCAGAAAUAAAUGUCUAUAUUUGUGCUAAAAUA
This is a messenger RNA of Perca fluviatilis (European perch), 2196 nucleotides long. RefSeq names its product protein phosphatase 1, regulatory subunit 3Ca (gene ppp1r3ca). The record is from RefSeq and is a predicted model, not a curated record. Gene Ontology annotation, biological process: regulation of glycogen biosynthetic process. The transcript has 2 exons. Gene Ontology annotation, molecular function: protein phosphatase 1 binding; glycogen binding. Lineage: Eukaryota; Metazoa; Chordata; Actinopteri; Perciformes; Percidae. Gene Ontology annotation, cellular component: protein phosphatase type 1 complex. Bases 172 to 1218 code for a protein of 348 amino acids.